Molecule: messenger RNA, 1892 nt
Organism: Vigna radiata var. radiata (mung bean)
Lineage: Eukaryota; Viridiplantae; Streptophyta; Magnoliopsida; Fabales; Fabaceae
Product: protein phosphatase 2C 70
Exons: 12
Coding region: 92-1837 (581 amino acids)
Biological process (GO): protein dephosphorylation
Molecular function (GO): protein binding; cation binding; protein serine/threonine phosphatase activity
Source: RefSeq, a predicted model, not a curated record
GAAAAAAAAAAAGUGUGACCAUUUCAAAGCGAGGUUUUCGCAAACCCAGACCCAAUCUCUCUUGCGAAAGAGUAGAGAGAGAAGGAAGACGAUGGGUACGAUGCUACAAACCAUUCUGACUGUGCUUCUUCUCCUUAUGCUUCUUCUCAUCAUCAUCUUCCUCUUCUUUCUGUUCAAACCAUGGCGCUUCUUUUUCUCUCAGCGUUUCCUUUCUUCUAUAAAGGGCGAGCUGGAGCGCCCCCUUGUUACCGACGAAGAGGAUGCAAAUGCGUCGCCGUUGAAUCAGAUCAAUGAAUUGCCUCGAGAUUAUGAUCUCGAGGGUGCAUGUUAUCCCACUGAAGCUCAUUUUCGCUCUCCUCGGACCCAUGGCCAAGGGCUUGUUCAUAAGCAAAGGGUUCAAAACCUUUCUGUUCCACCUACUAUACACCUGGGUGGUGAUGCUUUGGUCGUGGAUGUGAUCUCUGAUCCUUCCUCUGACGAUGUUGAUCUUGGUCAAACCCUUAGGCUUUCCACAGCUCAAUUAGCACAGUUUCAAAAGCAGGGCACUCCUAAUUUUCGAAAUGAUAGACUACAGGACUUAGUGCAAUGGAAUAUCUCCGAUCAAAGAAGUUGUCUCACUCUGGAGGUUAUCAGUGGCCCUUCUCGAGGACUUCUUUGUUCUGUACAGUCGAUCAAUUCAUCUCGUCUACCGCUAACCUUGGGAAGAGUCUCUCCGAGUGAUUUGUUGAUAAAAGAUUCAGAAGUGUCAGGAAAGCACGCUAUGAUAAAGUGGAAUUUGGAUAAAAUGAAAUGGGAGUUGGUUGACAUGGGUAGUCUGAAUGGAACACUAUUGAACUCUAAGCCAAUCAACCACCCAGACACUGAAAGUAGGAAUUGGGGAAAUCCAAUGAGUCUAGCUAAUGGAGAUAUCAUAACACUUGGGACAACAUCAAAAGUAAUGGUCCAUAUUACAUCCCAAACUCAGCAUCACAUUCCCUUUGGAGUUGGCAUGGCAUCAGAUCCAAUGGCUAUGCGUAGAGGAGGAAAAAGGUUUCCCAUGGAAGAUGUUUGCUAUUAUCAAUGGCCUCUACCUGGGCUGAAUCAGUUUGGACUUUUUGGCGUUUGUGAUGGUCAUGGUGGAGAUGGAGCCGCCAAAUCUGCUAGCAAACUUUUUCCUGAGGUAAUUGCUAGUAUAUUAUCGGAUUCAUCAAGGAGGGAGAGAGUUUUGUCACACGGUGAUGCUUCAGAUAUUCUUCGAGAUGCAUUUUCUCAAACGGAAGCUCAUAUGAAUCACCAUUAUGAGGGAUGUACAGCAACAGUGCUUCUGGUGUGGACUGAUGGUGAAGAAAAUUUCUUUGCACAAUGUGCUAAUGUGGGGGACUCCACCUGUAUUAUGAGUUUGAAUGGGAAACAAAUCAAGAUGACAGAAGAUCACAAGAUAACGAAUUAUUCAGAAAGACUCAGAAUCGAAGAGACAGGCGAACCCUUAAAAGAAGGGGAAACACGUCUAUAUGGUAUAAAUCUGGCAAGAAUGCUUGGGGACAAAUUCCUGAAACAGCAGGAUACCCGGUUCAGUUCAGAACCUUACAUAAGUGAAGUUGUGCACAUUGAUCAAGCAAGCAAAGCUUUUGCUAUUCUAGCUAGUGAUGGGCUGUGGGAUGUCAUCAGCGUGAAGAAGGCAAUUCAGCUUGUGUUGCAGAUGAAGGAGAAAUGCUAUUCAGAGAGAGAGAAUAUAGCAGAAAAAGCUGCAAGCUUGUUGUUGAAUGAGGCUAAAACGCUCAGAACAAAGGAUAAUACGUGUGUAAUUUUCUUAGAUUUUGAUAUCUUCAACAAAUUCUCUUGUAAAGUUGAAUCCUAGUAUGAAUUAGGAAUAGUGUUACAGGAAUAUUAAUACAUAUUUUUGUUCUCUCCAA